Geodia barretti is the source of this 357-nucleotide messenger RNA. Lineage: Eukaryota; Metazoa; Porifera; Demospongiae; Tetractinellida; Geodiidae. The record is from the annotation of a GenBank genome assembly.
CGGCGUCUAUUCGAGGGCGGCUACUAUUCGGAGUGCGGCGUUUAUUCGAGGAAAUACGGGUCAAAGAAUUUGUACUUUCUUCAAACUGCUCUGAACAAGAUCAUGCGAAAAGUUUGCCACUUGCCCUCCCGUUGUCAUGUUUCCAUAGUACACUGUGUUGCUAAGACUACAAACAUACUUCGAAUAAUUUAUGGAAGAUUUAUUAAAUUUUAUAAUUCUGGCCUUAUGUCAAAUUCGUCAUUUGUCUCGCGUAUAUUUCAUGACUCAUGUUUUUUAGCUUAUACCUUCGUUGGACAUAAUUUCAUGUUUGGUCAUUUACUCUUACAAAAUGAAACAUAAUAUUAUAUACUGAUCAUG